AUGAAGUUUCUACAGAUUCACUGUCUAGACUUUAGCCCUGCUCCAAGCAAAUCCAUGGCCUCGAAGCAGAUAGUCCAUAUGAAUCAUGGACAAGGGGAAGCUAGCUAUGCUCGCAACUCUGGCUUUCAGAAAGCUCUACAAAACAAAAUGAAGCCUCUAAUCGAAGCAGCCAUUGCUGACUUAUGCAGCAGCAACAACACCUUGUUUCCCGAAAAGUUGUUGGUUGCGGACUUGGGAUGCUCCACUGGACCAAAUGCGCUAGCACUGGUAUCAUUUGCUGUCGAGGCCAUUGACAAUCAUUGUGCUCAGCUGAAGCAGCCACCGCCAGAAGUGUGCCUUCUCCUCAAUGACCUACCUGGGAAUGAUUUCAACUCGGUGGUGAAGAGCCUAGUCACACUCUGUCAAAGCAACGAGCCUGGUAUUGUGACCGUGGGGAUCGUACCAGGGUCAUUUUACAAGAGGCUCUUCACUAGUGGCUCCUUGCAUCUUUUCUGCUCAUCCAACAGCCAGAAUUGGCUAUCAAAGGCUCCUGAAGAUCUAACAAGAAGCCGGAUCCCAGCGUACGACGUUGAUGAGCAUGCUAGGCAUGAAAGGGUUCUUAUGGUCCUUGACGCUUAUGCACAUCAGUUUAAGAAAGAUUUCUCAAUUUUUUUAGAGCUGCGAGCCAAAGAAUUAGUCCCAGGAGGUCGUAUGGUUGUUUCCCUUACAGGGACUCGUUCUAAUAAAACUGCCUCAAAAUGCUAUCACCUAUGGGAAACCUUUGCUCAGAUAUUGGUUGCCAUGGUCUCAGAGGGCGUGAUCGACAAAGCGAAGUAUGAUUCUUUUUAUGUUCCAAUAUAUGGACCUUCAAACGUAGAGCUGAGGGAGAUCAUCCAAGAAGAGGGGUCCUUUUCGAUCAAUGAGAUGCAUGUGCAAGACUUCAAACGCGGUGUGGACAAAGCUCAUACCACUGCAAAAUCGCAAAUAAACAUGAUGAGAUCUGCAUUUGAGCCGAUAGUUGUCCAACAUUUCGGAGAAGUGAUGGAUGAAUUUGUGAGGACAGCCGAGAAGCGCUGGAGUCUGGAGCGUAGCUUGCAGGAAGAGGUUGCUUACCCGGUGCUUCAGUUGGCUGUAUCGCUUACCAAGAAGGCUGGAUGA
Molecule: messenger RNA, 1137 nt
Organism: Triticum turgidum subsp. durum (durum wheat)
Lineage: Eukaryota; Viridiplantae; Streptophyta; Magnoliopsida; Poales; Poaceae
Source: the annotation of a GenBank genome assembly